AUGGAAUUGCCCAAGGAGUGCCGAGCGCACGCGACAGCUACCGACGAGGACAAGGGAGCGGUCAAUGAGCUUCUCGUACGCUUCUCCUCCCUUACCAGAUUGGUACGCAUCACCGCAUUCUGCCGUGGCUGCGGAUCGCGCAGACAGGACUUUGCGGGAGAGCUGAAAUCCCUCUUCCGCAAUGCGCCCUUCCCGCGCCGAUCACCUCUCCUGACGCUGAGACCCAUUCUAGGACCGGAUGGACUGAUACGGGUCGGGAGGCGACUUGAGCACUCGCCCCUAACCUAUAGCGAGAAGCACCCGAUCAUAUUGGCCAAGGGCAGCCAUUUAGCGCUUCUGCUGGUCCGAGACGCGCAUCAGCGCACUCUUCAUGGCGGCUAUCAGUUGACUCAAAGCGUUCUGGCACGGACGUACUGGAUCAUUCACGCCAGCUCACUAAUCCGCUCCGAGAUUCAUCGCUGCGUCCGAUGCGUCCGCUUCGGAGGCGGAGCGCUACAGCAGCAGAUAGGUCAGCUUCCGGCUAAUCGCGUCCGGGCGGGACGUCCGUUCCUAUCCGCCGGCGUGGACUACGCAGGCCCCAUCCAACUCCAAGCCUCGAAGGGUCGAGAUCAUAAAUCAUUCAAAGGAUACAUCUGUCUAUUCGUAUGCCUGUCCACGAAGGCCGUGCAGUUGGAGGCCGUAUCAGGCCUCACCACGAAAGCCUUUCUGGCGGCAUUCCGGCGCUUCGUUGCAAGGCGAGACCACUUCGCGCGUCUGAUCAGCGAUCACGGAAUCAACUUUCGAGGCGUCGAUCGGGAACUCCGCAGGAUGUUUCGCGCCGCAGCGGAAUUCAGCCAGGAGUGUCGAGCUUUCCUUGCCACCGAUGGGGUCGAGUGGAACUUCAUUCCCCUCGCGGUUCCGCAUUUCAAGGGACUAUGGGAAGCAGGUGUCAAAUCGACCAAGUACCACCUACGAAGGGUUCUGGGAGAUCAGCUUUUCACUUACGAGAAACUAUUGACGCUACUCUGCCAGAUCGAAGCCUGCCUCAACUCGAGGCCACUCUACCCACUGAGCGCGGAUUCGACGGAUUUUGCGGCGCUCACCCCCGGUCACUUUUUAAUCGGGGAAGCCCCGAAUAAUGUGCCAGAGCCAUCAACCUUGGAGGAUCCGCCGAAUUAG
This is a messenger RNA of Nylanderia fulva, 1158 nucleotides long. RefSeq lists its product as uncharacterized. Lineage: Eukaryota; Metazoa; Arthropoda; Insecta; Hymenoptera; Formicidae. The record is from RefSeq and is a predicted model, not a curated record. Gene Ontology annotation, biological process: DNA integration. Gene Ontology annotation, molecular function: nucleic acid binding.